UAAAGAGAGAACAAGCUGAGAAAGAAGCAGACGAAUUACGAACGGCAAACGAAGCGGCAAACGGACACAUACAAGAAUUACAUAGAGAGAAAGCUCUACUGUUUUGGCGACACGCUCUCCGACUGAUAUACGAGCGGCAGUUGAAAACCAAACUUCGAGGUGUGAUCUGCGCUCAGACAGAGGAGCUCAGGACCCAACUUAACAUCAUCACUCGUGAACAUAUGGCGGAUCGGAACAGUCUUCGUGAUGAGAUUGAAAGGCUGAAGCAUGAGCAUGAUGCUGCCAGGGGCGAAUGGCAGACCCAAGAAGCAACGCUGAGAGAUCUUAUUGAGGAGUUAGAAGUCAAGAAAGCUGAACUUGAAGAUCAGGUGACCCAUUGUGAAAUGCAAGUAAAAGAAAGAGAAGGAUCUGUGCAAAUAGCUAAAGCUUGGGUUCAGAAGCUUAGCGAACAAUGCGGGGCGAAUGAGAUGAUUCAGUCAGCGAGCCCCACCACUCCUGUUAGUCGCCUCUUACACUAUGUAUGA
Messenger RNA from Haliotis rubra (blacklip abalone), 524 nucleotides. RefSeq lists its product as uncharacterized. The transcript is spliced from 9 exons. Lineage: Eukaryota; Metazoa; Mollusca; Gastropoda; Lepetellida; Haliotidae. Bases 222 to 524 code for a protein of 100 amino acids. The record is from RefSeq and is a predicted model, not a curated record.